This is a messenger RNA of Candidozyma haemuli, 1389 nucleotides long. Its product is annotated as sugar porter family MFS transporter. The transcript has a single exon. Gene Ontology annotation, biological process: transmembrane transport; carbohydrate transport. The coding region runs from base 1 to 1389 and encodes 462 amino acids. Lineage: Eukaryota; Fungi; Ascomycota; Pichiomycetes; Serinales; Metschnikowiaceae. Gene Ontology annotation, cellular component: membrane. Gene Ontology annotation, molecular function: carbohydrate:proton symporter activity. The record is from RefSeq and is a predicted model, not a curated record.
AUGGGUUAUGAUACAAUGAUGAUGUCGAGUCUUAUUGCAAUUCCGCAAUUCACAAACUACUUCAACCUUACGCCAACUACCAACGGCUUGAUGAACGCAAGUGUGUGGAUAGGAUCUAUAGUUUCUUGUUUCUUGAUGAAAUACAUGGCGGACAACUGGGGACGCAAAAUGACAAUCUUGCUGGCUUCUCUUUUCAGUUUUGUUGGGGUUGCAUUGCAGACAGCGUCCAGUGAUAAUAUGGGCAUGUUCAUUUUUGCCAGAGUUGUUCUUGGAUUUUGCACCCAGUUGACUGGCGCAGCUUCGCCGCUCAUGGUAGCAGAGGUAGCUCCAAAGUCUAUCAGAGGCUUCAUGGUUGGCAUGUAUUUCACCUGCUUCAAUGCUGGUGCCAUUAUUGCAUCAGGAAUAACAUAUAGAACCGCAGAUAUUCAUGGAACGUGGGCAUGGCGACUUCCAUCUCUUUUGCAAGCAGUUCCAAGUGCACUGGCUAUUUUCCUCCUCCUCUUCGUGCCUGAAUCACCAAGAUGGAUGAUCUCCAAAGGAAGGCUUGAGAACGCCACAAAAGUGCUCAAGAUUGGCAAUAAGCUCUCCGAUGAAGAGGCAGAAGUCAUGACUGGAGAAAUCCAGUACACCAUCGAAGAGGAGAAACAAGGUAGUACGGGAGCAUGGUUGACGUUGCUUCGUCCAGCAAGGCCAGAUCAAAGAAGGUUGGUCAUGAUUGUCUCCCUCGCUCUUAUUUCAGAGUUGGGCGGCUCAUCUGUGGGCAGCUACUACCUUACUGUAAUUCUUCGGCAGGCUGGAAUCACAGGAACAGAUAAGCUUUUGCAGAUAAACUUGAUCAGCUCGUGCUGGAACUUUAUAUGUGCUGUUUGCGGUGCUUAUUCUUUUGAUCACUUUGGAAGGAAGAAACAAGCAAUUGGUUCGUUGACUGGUAUGAUUGUCAGUUUUGCUUUGCUUGGAGGGUUCGUGAAAAUGUACGGUGAGAGUACCAAUAGACUGGGUCAGUACGCCACGAUUUUCUUUAUGUUCCUUUUCAAUGGCUUUUACAAUUUUUCCAUCACACCGCUCAACUGCCUCUAUCCUUCGGAGCUAUUCCCUAUGAAGACAAGAGCUGCGGGCACGACAAUCUUCAAGUUCUGCAAUUGUGCUGCUGGACUUUUGGGAACGUUCAUUUUACCAAUUGCCAUGGACAAUAUUGGUUGGAAGUUCUACAUCAUCAAUGCCGGUUACGAUGUGGUUUUUUUGAUUGUCAUUAUUGUUUUCUGGGUCGAAACAAAGGGAUUGAGUUUGGAGGAAAUUGGCAAGUCCUUGGGGGAAAAACCGGUUUUGAUUUUGUCAGACGAUUCGGUAUCUGUGAGGGAGAUCCAAGAAAUCCACGUACCCAAGAAGUAA